AUGGAAAAUCUCAAAUCCCCUAAAUUAUUCUCGGUCAAAGGCUUAGUGGCCGUCAUUACUGGCGGAGGAAGCGGCCUUGGGCGGAAUAUGGCACUGGCCCUCGAUGCUAACGGUGCUUCCAAAGUCUUCAUUAUCGGUCGCCGAGAGCAUAAGAUCAAAGACACGGCUGCCUCCGCUGUCAAUGGCUCAAUCAUUCCAGUGGUAGGAGAUAUAUCUUCUAAGGAGUCCCUGCAGACUGCCUACGACCAAAUUAGCUCGAAAGCAGAAUACAUUGACCUCCUUGUCGCAAAUAGUGGCAUGGUAGGGCCUUCAGCAAAUCCUCCUGCUCGACAGAAAGGAAGCGAACCCACGCUGUUAGAGCUCCGAGAUUACCUCUGGGCAACACCGAUGGACCAAUUUUCGGAAGUUUCGCAUGUCAAUAUUACUGGGACGUUCUACACAGCAGUGGCGUUUCUGCCGCUGCUUGAGGCGGCCAAUGCCAAGCGCCCCCUCCUGCCCCGGGGGUCCUUUCACGUCCUCGACCCCAAAUCGUCAUCGUCAGCUCCAUCGCGGGCUUCCUCCGUGUCGGCUUGA
Messenger RNA from Penicillium daleae, 573 nucleotides. Its product is annotated as SDR family oxidoreductase. The record is from RefSeq and is a predicted model, not a curated record. The coding region runs from base 1 to 573 and encodes 190 amino acids. NCBI's taxonomy places the organism in Eukaryota, Fungi, Ascomycota, Eurotiomycetes, Eurotiales, Aspergillaceae. The transcript has 2 exons.